AAGAGGCCACGUUCAGCAUUCUAUCACAUUCCCGUUCUCCUACACACAUUCCUUUUGUAGUUUUGUUUGGUCUCUGUUUUAUUAUCCAGUUCACUGACUAUUUGCUUGUGUGAAACGGGUAACCGCUUAUAAUGGGGAUGUUUGGAAGUGACGACGAGGAGAAGAAGGAGGAGUCAGGGGGUGGUUCUGAUGGAGAUGAAAAAGAAGAUCAAAUUUUUGGGCCUACCAUAAAGAUCCUGGUAAAGAAAGCAACAAACCUCAAGAAUGUUCUGAAGUUUGGUACUAUCGACCCUUAUGCUGAAGUUUCUUUUGAGAAUUACACGAAGAAGACAAAAGUUCAAGAUGACACCAAAAAUCCCGAAUGGAAUGAGGAGCUCAUCUUUCCUAGAGCUAACUCCGACUCAGUCAAAGUGCAAGUUAAGAUAUUCCACCAAGAAUCUCUGGGAAAGGACAAAUUGCUAGCGUACGGUACGGGUAAUAUCACUGGCUACACGAAGUCUGACUGGCACGAUAUCGAGAUCAAACUAAUAGACUCUAAGAAGAGAGCGACUGAGGGGGUAGUAAGUCUGGGUGUUGGAGGUGGUGGAGAGAAAGGUGGAAACGCAGAUGAGGAAGGAGGGGAGGAAGGGGAAGAAGAGGAGGAUGAAGAUGAAGAAGAGGAACUCCAAGCGGAUGGUACCCCAGUCCCUGGAUCUAAAAAGAAACGGAAGAAAAAGAAAAAAAGAGGAAAACCCGGCAUGUCGACCGCCGUUGAGGAGGCAAGAGCCAAGAUUGAUUUCGGUUCGUUAUCGACCAAACAAGAAACAUUCCAGAUCAGAUUCGUUGUACACAAAGCCAGGCAGUUAAAAGGGAGCAUCGAAACUCCUAUUGUGCGUAUGAGUUUGGACAGCAAACUACUACGAACCCAGCCAAGACAUGGCAAAGCUCCCAAAUAUAACGAGACCGUCAUAUUCUCUGUAACAAAAUCGGAGAAAGAUCUUCUCAACCUACCUAUUGAAAUUGCGGUUUUAGACACGUCUAAAGAACCGCCCUACAACAUGAUCGGACUUUACAAUUUAGAUCUCACUGUUGCCUUCACUGAGAAGGAUAAGCUUCUCGAUUACAAGUGGUUUGCUAUCAUUGAUCCCGACGAGCCCCAGGAGGGCACAACGGGUUAUGUAAACGUGUCGAUCCAGAUAAUCCCACCAGGAGCAUCCUACAAGAAGCUGUCCAAAAAGAGUGACACAGAGAUAGACGUAGCUAGUAAUGUGUUCUACCCUCCAGGCAUCACCCUCCAACCCGGCCAGUUCACUGUCAAACUCUACACUGGCGAGGAUCUUCCUCAAAUGGAUUCAUCGACUCUGGCUAGUGUUAAAAACUUCUUCUCCAGCGGGGAAAAGCCAGAAGACCUGGUGGAUCCCUUCGUUCAGUUCGAGUUUGCAGGAUCAAAGAUAGAGUCGUCUACUCAGUACGGUACAUUCGACCCGGUGUGGGGACAGAAACUCGUUAUUCAUGGCCAGUUCCCGUCCAUGGCGGAGAAAUUUGUUGUCCGAGUCAAGGAUAGUGAUGAUUUUGGAGGUGACGACCUGAUAGCAACAAAAUUGCUCAAAAUGUCCCAGAUUUCGUUUUCCUCUACUAACUCAGACCUUGGGUUCCAGCCAACAUUUGGCCCAAGUUACAUUCCACUGUACGGAGCUCCCAGAGAAUUCACGGAGUUCUCCGGAAAAUACGAAGAUCUUAAUAAGGGAGAUGAGCCUGGAAUCGCCUACAGAGGUAGAAUUUUGAUGGAACUAGGCUCAAAUAUGGGAGAACCAGACCCAGCUCUCAAAAACAAGUCGAACAUACCUCAAAACGAGAGUGAUGAUGUGAUGUCAAGCCUGAGGCGACACAAGUACCACUUGUUCACAUCGUUUGACACUGGUAACAUGAUCAGAGAGAAGGACAGUCAGGUAGAGUUUGAGGUGAGUAUCGGAGAUUACGGAAACAGUCUCUCAAUGAACGGCAGCACCCACCCUUCCACCACUCAACCUUGUAAUGCAGUGUACGAUGGUACUCACUACUACUUCAUGCCCUGGUCGUCUUCCAAACCGGCAGUAAUUAUACAUUCGGAGUGGGAGGACGUGGAGUUUAGGGUGGAGACCUACAACACUAUGAUGUGGACUCUGGAAUACAUGGAAGAAGAAGUUAGGAAGUUUCAAAUCAUUGAACUCGCCAGAGCAAAGCAAUCUGAUCUAUCCACAAAAUGUAAUGAAAUGAUCCAAAACCUGAUAAGCGAGCUUACGGGUCUCGCUCUUCCGGAACCUCCAGAAAACGCCACUAAACUCGAUAGGAAUCUGCACAAAUUGCGCCUUUUCCAAAUUGGAUUGGUUAAAAAUUUAGAAGAAGAAACUCCCGAGUUUGUUGGUAUCAACUUGGACCGUCUUGAUGAUGUGGUCAUCGAUAUUGACGAUGAAACAAAGCUUGAUCAAAUUGAAGAAGAGGAGGAGGAUGAUGAAGCUGAGGGUGCUCUGAUAGAACUGAGUGAUGAUGAAGAUACCUCGGAUCUGCCUAUGCCAGCCUCGGGGUCCUUGAAGGACGAGGAAGAUGAAGAGAACACCAAUGCUGUGUUCUUCGAUUGUUGUCUUGAUGAACUGGAAGCUAUGCAAUCUGGAUGCCUACAAAAGGUGGCACCUGAAAAAAAGCUGAGUCGUGUUGCAAAUGUCAUAUCAAAGUUCAAAUCACUCUGUUUUGAGCCUCAAAUUAGCGUCCCCGAUGUUUUCAUCUGGAUCAUGAGUGGAACGAGCAGGAUUGGCUACACUAGGAUCCCCAUCCAUGAGAUUCUAUACACUGAGAAUGAAAGGGGACGAGGUAAAAACUGUGGCAAAACUGGGUCCUAUUUCCUGAAGAAGCCCAUGAAAGAGAAGAUCGGAGCCCAUCUCUCCAUGAAUAUCUGGUUUGGAAAGUUUGAACACGUCGCCAGUGCAUUUAAGACGCCCUCUGGAUCAGAAGUAACUGUGUUUGCGGAAACUUAUGAAAAUGAGAUGAGCGUAUGCGGAAGCUGGACUACGAAACUUCUCCCCAGACCAAAGUGGUCGGAUAGUACUGGCAAGUACGAGAUCACCAAAGAUUCGUUUGAACCACCAGAAGCAUGGAGGUUUGACGGGGAUUGGAUUAUCCAGGUGGAUAAAGCUAUUUCCUUUGACAAUGAGCGUGGCUUAACAGUUUUCAGAGAGACCGUGUUUCAAGGACAAACCAGGAAGCCCGGUGCAAAGUGGACCGCCUCCUCCACUGACACUUGGUGGCAGGACGAGAAAGGGGACGACAGUCCGCCAAUGGAUGAGAUACCUUGUAAAGAGGGGUGGAAGUGGACUACUGAAUGGUUACUGGAUAUCCAGAGAGCGGUUGACAGUGCGGGAUACGAGUAUACCGAUGAGGCGGAUAUGGGGAGUUAUGGACCAGUGGAGAGGAACUACCAUCUAGCAAGGAGGAGACUCUGGGCAAGAGUUAGAGAGAGAACUGGCGCAGAAACCAAAGUGGGUUGGGUGAAAUUUGAGGCUAAAGAGGACGAAAGGGACCCAGAGGGCUGGGAGUACAGCAAACUAUUCACCACCAAAUUCCAUCUGAAAGAGAAAACAUUCGAUAUGGUCCGAAGAAGGAGGUGGAACAAAAAGCUUGUGAGCGAGGUUCCGGUACCCAUCACAUUUACUGUGUAUAAGGAUCUGGAUGACAAGGACAAAGACGACGCAGAAACGUUCAACAUAGCUCCUCGUAUCAUGACAGAGUAUCCGGCCAACAACGUGAAGAAGUACCAGCUGAGAGCAUACCUCUACCAAGCCAGGGGUCUCCUGGGAGCUGAUGCUACGGGCUACUCCGACCCAUACGCUAGGAUUGUGUUCGGAAACCGAAGUGGUGUGACAAAGGUCAUCAAGCAGUCCUGUAGUCCCAUGUGGGAUACUACCAUCAUGCUGGAUAACAUUGAGAUCUGUGGAGACAAGGCAGAUAUUGCUAGAAACCCACCAAAUGUAGUUAUAGAGGUGUUCGAUGAGGAUGCACUGCACCAAGGUUUGCAUGAUAAAAUGAAGAAGAUUAAAAGCAAAAAAGAUGCACUGUCAGUAGAUUUAGCAGCAGGACAGAUUCCCUCACAUGUGCAGGCAAAACUUAACAGCACUCCCGCAGCCUUCGUAAACCACGACAAACUAGGAAGGGUUGUGUGCACCCCUACCAUGAUCAAUGCUCCUUACCAACUAGAAUCUGGUACUCAUCUACAGUGGUACUCCAUUGCUGGGGUUAAAAAGUCUAAAGGCGAGCUCCUUGCCGCUUUCGAGCUUUACGAGAUCGGAGGGAGCGAGCUUCCACCUUUACCGAGAAUGGAGGGGAACACUAAGUUUGUUGUUCCCGAUAACAUCCGACCAAAGUUGGCACGUACCAGAGUCGAAUUUCUGACCUGGGGUCUGCGUGAGCUAGAAGAUUUCAAACUGUCAGCAGUGGAUUCUCCACAUCUUGAGAUUGAAGUUGGUGGAGAAGUGUUAACUAUGGAGAAGAUCAAGAGUGUAAAGAAGCACGCAAACUUCAAGAACCCCCAGAACUAUAUUGAUGUUAUGUUACCAGUUAACGAGCUAUACUUGCCUCCCAUCAAUAUACGUGUGUUAGACAACAGGAACUUUGGAUACACCCCUCUAAUAGGAGUCUGCUCGAUCAAAGAGUAUGGUCAAUAUAGAACUACAUUCCAGGCUCUCAUGGAGCUGGCUGAGCAUAUGGAAACACUGAAAAGGAACGCUGGCAAAGAGAUGAACCUAGAGGAUCCUACCACAGCAAGCACCACCGACCUUUCAGCUUCAAUAACAGAGAUAGACUGUAGUGUUCCCACAGUAGAGAGCGGAGAAGUGAAAGAAGUGUCAGUAGAAGUAGUACAGCCAGGCCAGGUUGAUGCAGUCGUGCUUGAAGUUGGUGAUCCUGAACCUGCUGGUGAGAAGAAGGCAACUCUGAUGACUAAAUCACAAUCGACGGAGCAACUUAUAGAUAACGAUGAACUAGCGGGAAUCGCUGAUGACGAAUUAGACAGAGGUAUACCCAUGGUUGUUAUCCGCAACCCUAAUUCUAACGCUCCUCAACCCUCUGCCGACAAGACACCUGUAGAAACACCAGCUGUUAAACCAGCUGAAGAGGCUUCAAAACCGACCACAAGAAAAGAAAUACGUCAACAAAACAAGGAGGAAGAAACGAAAGCAGCUAAUCCGGACGAUGUUUUAGUAUCGGACUGGUGGAGUAAGUACUACGAGUGUGUCGGAAAUGAUCCUAGACUGAAGAGAAUAUUCAAAGAACGGGACCUUCCCAGAAUUAAGUUAUACGAGAAAGAACUCGAGAAGGUAUUUAACUUUAAUGAUGUGAUGCAGAACAUCCCUAUUGUAAAGCCAGAUAACGAUAUAUCUGACGAUGACAGUAGUAGUGACGAGGAAGAUGAGGACAAAGAGUCAAGACAUAGAGUCGGAUUUUUCAAGGGAUCUCUCAAGAUUUACGAGAUCACUGAAGAAAUGUACAAAAGUGUCCAAGUUGAGAAGAAACCUCCGAAGCUCCUCUUCUCAAACCUUCCCUCAAAUCAGUCGAUGGAUGUUUUGAUCAGAGUUUAUGUAGCUGCUGCAGUGGGUCUAACACCUCUAGACUUCGGAGGUAGUGUUGAUCCUUAUCUCUUGGUUAAGUGUGGCAAAACUACCAUCAGUGAUAAAGACAAAUAUCUUACUAAAGAUGUUAACCCUAUCUUCGGAAGAAUGUUCCAGAUCCGAGCGAAGCUGCCUCGGGACAGCAAGUUGUCAAUCAAAGUAUACGAUCAUGACCUGAUCGGAGCUAACGACUUGAUAGGAUCCACAACAGUUGAUGUUGAGGACAGGUACAUGUCCUGGAGACGUGCCUCUUGUGGUGUUUCUCAGCAGUACAUCAAAACACGAACUAGCAAGGAUCGAUGGAGGGACAAUUUAAAACCAGUGGACCUCUUGAAGCGUAUGUGUCUACUCAAGGGAUGGACAUCUCCGCAGUUUAGGAGAGAUUCUAACGGUCUUAAAGUUAUUGUUGGAGGAGAAACUUACCAAUUAGAGAAGAAGAAAUUAGGUCCAAUGAAGCUGAACGGAACGAGCGAAGCUGCUGAACCUGCACCCGUAAAAUUACCAGCCUCGGAGAGAAACGAACUAGCAAUCCAAGUCCUGCACCAGAGUGGCGUCACCCCUGAACAUAUUGAGACUAGAACUUUGUACAAUGACGACUGUCCUGGUAUUCCUCAGGGCAAGCUUCACAUGUGGAUUGAUCUCUUCCCUUACAAUGAAAGCAUUCCAGCUCCUAUUGCUAUAAAUCCCAGAGAGCCUCAGAAGUAUAUUCUUCGCUGUAUCAUCUACAAUACUGAAGAUGUCAUACUGGAUGAGACGAACAUAUUGGGAGAAUCAAUGUCAGACAUCUACGUUAGAACAUAUCUAGAAGGAAAGAAGAAGGACAAACAAGAGACAGAUACCCACUACAGAUCACUAACCGGCGAGGGUAACUUCAACUGGAGAAUGGUCUAUCCACUGGACUUUAUCAUACAGGAGAAUAAGAUGAUCCAGAAGAAAAAGGGUAAAUUCUGGCAUAUUGAGAAGACUGUUAUGAAAGUUGAUCCAAUCCUGCAUCUGGAAGUCUUCGAUAAGGAUGUUCUCAGUAGAGACGACAAAUUAGGAUGGGCUCAGAUUGAUUUGACGAGAAUUCCUGCCCCCACUAAAACCGCUAAAGAGUGCUCUCUUGACGUGUAUGAAAACGAAAAGGCGCACCCUCGAAUGUCCCUGUUCGAGAAGAAGAAAAUCCAAGGGUUCUGGCCUGUUUAUGACGAUUCUUUGGGAACCAGAGAACUAACUGGUAAAGUAGAGAUGGAAUUAGAGAUACUAACAGAGGAAGAGGUAGCCGAGAGACCUGCAGGAAAGGCGAGGGAUGAUCCAAACUCCAACCCCACACUCGAACCACCCAACCGCCCAGAGACUUCUUUCAACUGGUUCACAAACCCGUGGAAAGUGUUCAAAAUCCUGAUUUGGGGACGAUUCAAGUGGCAUAUUAUCAUCGGCUUGCUAAUUAUUCUUCUCGUCCUAUUUGUCGUCCUAAUGGCUUACACUGCACCGGAGGCAAUAAACAACGCAAUUUACGGAAGAUAAGCUCCGUGGACUCAUAUUAAAAUGUAGUUUUUAUCGUGUUAAUUCCUAUUUUAUUCUGACUUUAAAUUUGGAUUUAUAGUUUUGUUAAACACUCAAUAUGAUAUUUUGGUAAAGCAUGUUUAUAGUAGUCUUAAUGUUUAGAUAUAAAUGUAACAUAUGAUUUUUAAUAUGUAUUUCAUUAAUUAUUAUUAUGGAAGUUAAGUUUUGUGAAAGUGAAGUUUUGUAGAUAACUAGUUUUGUAUAUCCUUUGCAAUGAUUUUAAAUUUUUAUUAGUCAAAUCAAAGAUGGGUUUGAAUUCAACUGCAAUUUUUGUUAAAUAUUCAACUAUUUAGAUACCAUUUAAUCAUUUUGUGGCUGGUUUCCAUUUUCCAAUUAGGUUUUACUUUAAAAUAAUUGAAGUACAGUUUUAACUACCAACUAUGUGCGUUGCUUUUAAAACAAAUUUUGUUACAUUCGACCUUGUUAAUAAUUAUAUUCAAUGAUACUAUAUAGAAAAUUUGAGGUUGGAUUCUUUAAACAAACACGUUUUUUUGUAUUCUUAUGGAGUAAUAAAAAAAUUCAAGUUAUGGU
Bolinopsis microptera is the source of this 7691-nucleotide messenger RNA. Its product is annotated as myoferlin-like. Gene Ontology annotation, biological process: plasma membrane organization. Lineage: Eukaryota; Metazoa; Ctenophora; Tentaculata; Lobata; Bolinopsidae. Gene Ontology annotation, cellular component: membrane. The record is from RefSeq and is a predicted model, not a curated record. The coding region runs from base 132 to 7121 and encodes 2329 amino acids. The transcript has 50 exons.